This is a messenger RNA of Spinacia oleracea (spinach), 2694 nucleotides long. RefSeq names its product sterol 3-beta-glucosyltransferase UGT80B1. The transcript has 14 exons. The record is from RefSeq and is a predicted model, not a curated record. Gene Ontology annotation, molecular function: hexosyltransferase activity; UDP-glycosyltransferase activity. Gene Ontology annotation, biological process: carbohydrate metabolic process. NCBI's taxonomy places the organism in Eukaryota, Viridiplantae, Streptophyta, Magnoliopsida, Caryophyllales, Amaranthaceae. The coding region runs from base 547 to 2457 and encodes 636 amino acids.
GAUCAGCAGUAGCAUCCUCUAUUCAACUCAACUACUGUUCCUGAAUAAAACAAAAAGGAAAACUCAAUUACUGAUGCUACUGCUAACGAGCCUACGACUACUAAUACUCUGUUCAACCCAUACCAAAGUCUUUCAAUUAAAUUCUUAUUAUUACCCACUUCAAAACCCUUUUUUCUGGGUUUUCUAUCAAAUUUGUUUGCCUUAUUUCAGGGCUCAAUUUCUUUCAAAGUUGCUGCUGCACCUAACAGUCUCUUUGCACAUUCAAUUUGACUGCCUGUUCCAUUUCCUUACAAUUUCUAUUGUUUCAGGGGAUUUUUGUUUGCUGGAUUGAAUUCUGUUUUUUUCCAAUUGAUUUUUUUUGGGGUUGAAUUGGGGUUUUAUCUUAGUUAUGAUUUAAAGUUGAAUUCAUCAGUUUUUUGGUGUUUGAUUUGUGGGUUUGCUUCUGAUUUUUGUUGGGUCAUUUUUUAAUCAAAAUUUCGCGGAAAAUUUUAUACUUUCUACAAUUAUUUUUUGUGGGGUAUUUGCUUUGUGUAUGAUAUAAUUAAAAUGGAGAAUAAAGGGUGUUAUAGUCAGUCAAAUGGUAUAGAAGAAAGUUACAAUAUUGGGGAAGGAGUAAGUAUUGUUGAGGAUCAUGAGAUUCGAGUUGUAGCUGAAUUUGAGACAGACAAAAAAGUUUCAUAUGAUAAUGCUGCUGUGAAUAAAGAUGAACAUGUACAUUCCUUGAGGCAGACUUCACUUCCGGAGACCAAUUCUUCAAGAAGAGGGUUGGAUCACAGUGUUACAGCACCUGCAGGUGGUAUGGGAACCCAUAAACGUUUAUUGGUCGAUAAACAUGACAUCAUAAUGAGUAAGUCUAAGAGUCAGAUUGAGAGUAGAAGACAUGAUCUGAAAUUGGAUAGACUGUCACAGCGUGAAAAGGAAAAGCUUAUUGCAAACUUGGUCAAAAUUCAAAAUGACGGAACAGUGGAGGUGGAUUUGUCUAAAAAUGGCACUGUAGCUUCUGAGCUUUUGGAGCUUCAUUCUGCUGAAAGUGCUUCUUUUUAUGCAAAAGAAAUUAUUCCUAAUCACAAUAAACCUGUACCAAGAUUGCAAAUUGCUCUGCUUGUUGUUGGGACAAGAGGAGAUGUUCAACCUUUUCUAGCUGUGGCAAAGAGACUUCAGGAAUUUGGUCAUCAUGUUCGGCUGGCCACUCAUACCAACUUUGGUGAUUUCGUCAAAUCUGCCGGUGUUGAAUUCUAUCCUUUAGGUGGUGACCCUCGAGUUCUGGCAGGAUAUAUGGCGAGAAAUAAAGGGCUUAUUCCCUCUGCUCCAGGAGAGAUAUCAAUUCAACGAAAACAAUUGAAGGCUAUUAUUGAAUCACUUCUUCCUGCAUGUACAGAACCAGAUGUCGAGACUAGUGUGCCGUUUAGGGCUCAAGCAAUAAUUGCUAAUCCUCCAGCUUACGGACAUGUGCAUGCUGCAGAAGCUCUUGGUGUACCUCUACACAUAUUAUUCACAAUGCCCUGGACGCCAACAUAUGAGUUCCCACACCCAUUAGCUCGUGUACCACAAAGAUAUGGUAACUGGUUGUCAUACAUAAUUGUUGACUUGUUGAUUUGGUGGGGCAUAAGGAGUUAUAUUAAUGACUUCAGGAAAAGGAAGCUGAAACUUCCUCCUAUUGCAUACUUUAGUAUGUACCAUGGAUCAAUAUCUCAUUUGCCUACAGGGUACAUGUGGAGUCCUCACAUUGUUCCAAAACCAAAAGAUUGGGGCUCUUUAGUUGAUGUUGUUGGUUAUUGUUUCUUAAAUCUUGGUUCCAAGUAUCAACCAAAGGGAGCAUUUGUUGAGUGGAUAAAGAAAGGGAAGAAACCCAUCUAUAUUGGGUUUGGGAGUAUGCCUCUUGAAGAUCCCUGCAAAAUGACAAGUAUAAUAAUGGAAGCGUUAAAAGAUACUGAGCAGCGUGGAAUACUCGAUCGUGGCUGGGGAGACCUCGGUGUUUUUUCAGAAGUUCCGGGUCAUAUCUUCCUUCUUGACAACUGCCCCCAUGAUUGGCUUUUUCCUCAAUGUUCUGCUGUGGUUCAUCAUGGUGGCGCCGGAACUACUGCCACUGGACUAAGAGCUGGUUGUCCAACAACCGUAGUACCUUUUUUUGGUGACCAGUUCUUUUGGGGUGAUAGAAUUCAUCAGAAAGGUUUGGGACCUGAACCAAUUCCUAUAGCUCAGCUCAGUGUUGAUGCUCUUUCAAGUGCUAUACGAUUCAUGCUCCAACCUGAGGUGAAAACAAGGGCGAUGGAACUUGCUAAGCUGAUAGAGAAUGAAGAUGGUGUUGCAGCUGCAGUUGAUGCAUUUCAUCAGCAUUUACCAGAUGAACUGCCAAUACCUCCAGCAGCAUCUGAGCCAGAAGAAGAUGAAUACUUGAACCCUAUUCAAUGGUUGUUUUUUCAGAUCGGGAACUUCUGUUGCCGUGUUUGUUCAUAGGUCGUUUCUCCUGGUGUGAGAGUUUUUGACUUUUUGUACAUUCUAUUAUGAUUUUCAUCUUCGUCAUGUAUUAUUUGUUUGUAUCUUGAUUUAUUUAUUGGAAUGGCUUAGCUGGUGUGAGAAUAUAAGUAGUAAUUGUUACAAUCUUUUGGGAGGAGGGUAAUAUUUCUUGUAGAUGGUACUAUACAUUACAUUCACAUAAAUAAAUUUAUAGAAAAGCAUGUUGUUUAUACAUUA